This is a messenger RNA of Camelina sativa (false flax), 1119 nucleotides long. Lineage: Eukaryota; Viridiplantae; Streptophyta; Magnoliopsida; Brassicales; Brassicaceae. The record is from RefSeq and is a predicted model, not a curated record.
AUGGCUGCAAAAAAAUUGGAAACUGCUUCUGGAAACAAUCCAAUAAAUAGCCUACCAGAUGAGGUUCUUGGUCAGAUCUUGUCCUUGCUCCCUACCAAAACUGCUGCUUUCACAUCAGUUCUCUCAAAAUGGUGGAGGAAUCUGAUUCCUCUGGUUCAAAACCUUGAUGUCGAUGAUUCCAUGUUCCUCGAUCCCAACAUCAACUCAAAAAGCUUCUUUAGUUUCAUUGAGGAAACCCUUGUCUUGCUACGCGAUUCUCACAUCAAGAAAUUUGCGUUGAAAUGCGAAUUUCCUCUAUUCGACGAGUUUCUUGAAAAGUGUGAUUUGUAUGACUGCCUCCUCGCUAGCUCUGUGCUUGAGGAAGUCAACAUAUGUGAUGAUGAUCCUCUUAGACCACUUGUGUAUCCGGCUUGGGUUAAAAAGAUUUGGGGUUCAUCCAUACAGAGGAUAUCUAUUUGUCACCGUUUUUCUGAUAGAAAAAACCACUCAUGUUUUGUCAUUAAGACGCCCAAUCUUGUGUACCUUGACUUCUCUAGCUAUGUCGGAAAAGAUUCUGUCGUUCAGUUUGAUUCGCUAGUCGAAUGUAGACUGGAUCUUCGGUUAUGGACGUAUCUGGAAUAUGUCCCACCGGAAGAUCUUGUAAUGUGCAAAAUGUUCAAUCCAUGUCAUAAGGUGCUUUAUUUCUGCUGUAAAUCUAUGCCUGAAUUCAACAACCUCGUUAAGUUAUCUUUUGAGAGCCAUAAGGAACGUGGUUGGCAAGUGUUGCCGCUUCUGCUCAAGAAAUCUCCAAACCUAGAAACUCUAGUCAUAAGGUACGGUCAUGUGCAUGAGAUCACGGAUGAAUGUGGGGAUGCAUGCGUCUGUGUUCAUGAGGAGAAGACAAAGAAUAAAAACUGUUUAUUGCUGUGUCGAGUGAAGGUGCUAAAGAUAUAUGGAUAUGGAGGAACUAACAGAGAACUGAAACAAAUGAGACAUUUCAUGGAGAAUUUGAAGUGUCUUGAAGUGGUCAAAGUUAAGGUUCAUCAAGUGGAUGAGCAAGAUAAGUACUUACCACCCACCAGUGAACCAAUGAAGCUCCUUUCUGCAACUUCUUCCAAGUGUAAGAUCCAAUUUAUUUAA